Messenger RNA from Lathyrus oleraceus (garden pea), 783 nucleotides. RefSeq lists its product as uncharacterized. The record is from RefSeq and is a predicted model, not a curated record. The coding region runs from base 1 to 783 and encodes 260 amino acids. NCBI's taxonomy places the organism in Eukaryota, Viridiplantae, Streptophyta, Magnoliopsida, Fabales, Fabaceae. The transcript has a single exon.
AUGCCAACAAAAUUUAAACUACCAGAAUUUGAAAAGUACAAAGGAAGUUCUUGUCCACAGACCCAUUUGGUUAUGUACGUGCGAAAGAUGUCAAUGUACACCAACGACCAAAGGAUGCUCAUUCAUUGUUUUCAAGACAGCCUUACCGGUGCAGCUUUACGCUGGUAUAUGGGAUUAGACAGUUCUCAGAUCAAGACUUUCAACGAUUUAGGCGAGGCAUUUAUCAAACAUUACAAAUACAACCUUGAUAAUGUGCCAGACCGAGAUCAGUUGAGGUCCAUGCAACAAAGAGAAAAGGAGACAUUCCAUGAAUACGCGCAAAGGUGGCGCGAAAUUGCAGCACAGGUUGUUCCACCUAUGGAAGAAAAGGAGAUGACGAAAGUGUUCUUAAAGACUCUUGAUACUUUUUAUUACGAGAGGAUGAUUGCAAGCGCUCCUACAGACUUUACUGACAUGGUAAACAUGGGAGUCCGUUUAGAGGAAGCAGUUCGAGAAGGGCGUCUAGUCAGAGAAGGAAGUUCAUCUUCAAGCGGGGCAAAGAGGUACGACGGUUUUAUGAAAAAGAAGGAACAAGAAACUAAUGCUGUGUCCUAUAGUCAUCCAAGAAGGAUCAAUUAUCCUUACCAUUCCCAACACCAACAUAUAGCAGCCGUGACUCCAGUAAUCACUUCCGCUCCAGUUCAAGUCCAAUACCCUCAGCAGCGUACCAACCGCUUCCAACAGAAUACUCAGUAUCAGCAACAACAUCAACAUCAGUUACAACAACGUCCACCACAACAGUAA